This is a messenger RNA of Acanthosepion pharaonis, 819 nucleotides long. Lineage: Eukaryota; Metazoa; Mollusca; Cephalopoda; Sepiida; Sepiidae. The record is from the annotation of a GenBank genome assembly.
AUGUGUCUCUCUUUUCCCUACUGUUACCUCUCCUCCGUUCAUUGUCCAACUUACACUUCAACUAAUUCACUCGACAAUGAAGCCAUCUACGAUAUUUGCCGCCGAAACUUAGACAUUGAACGCCCGACUUACACCAACUUGAAUCGCCUCAUUGGUCAGAUUGUUUCCUCUAUCACAGCUUCUCUUCGUUUCGACGGCGCCCUUAAUGUUGACCUAACAGAAUUCCAGACCAAUCUCGUGCCCUAUCCCAGAAUUCAUUUCCCUUUGGUCACGUACGCUCCAAUAAUUUCAGCCGAGAAAGCAUACCACGAACAACUGACAGUUCAAGAAAUUACAAAUGCCUGUUUCAACCCGAGCAACCAAAUGGUGAAAUGUGAUCUUCAACAAGGCAAAUACAUGUCCUGUUGUAUGUUGUAUCGUGGAGAUGUCGCCCCCAAAGACGUCAAUGCGGCUAUCGCUGCCAUCAAAACCAGAAACUCCAUUCAGUUCGUCGACUGGUGCCCGACAGGAUUUAAAGUGGGCAUCAACAACCAACCACCCACCGUUGUACCAGGUGGAGAUUUGGCGCGGGUCCAAAGAGCGGUUUGCAUGCUGAGCAACACCACAGCAAUCGCUCAAGCGUGGGCAAGGCUUGACCGUAAAUUUGACCUGAUGUAUGCCAAAAGGGCUUUUGUCCAUUGGUAUGUAGGCGAAGGCAUGGAAGAAGGGGAAUUUAUGGAAGCCCGUGAGGACCUGGCGACCUUGGAAAAAGAUUACGAAGAAGUUGGACUGGAGUCAGGAGAUAACGAAGAAGAAGAAGAAGAGGAAGAAGAAUUCUAA